Messenger RNA from Drosophila gunungcola (fruit fly), 1559 nucleotides. RefSeq names its product vacuolar protein sorting-associated protein 72 homolog (gene YL-1). Gene Ontology annotation, biological process: chromatin remodeling; regulation of DNA-templated transcription. The coding region runs from base 102 to 1160 and encodes 352 amino acids. NCBI's taxonomy places the organism in Eukaryota, Metazoa, Arthropoda, Insecta, Diptera, Drosophilidae. The record is from RefSeq and is a predicted model, not a curated record. The transcript has 4 exons. Gene Ontology annotation, cellular component: nucleus. Gene Ontology annotation, molecular function: ATP-dependent H2AZ histone chaperone activity.
UUGGUCACAUUACACGGUUGUUUACAUUCAUAAAUUGCCCGAAAAACUCUUUAAAUUUAUAUUUGAUUGCAUUUAAAAAGGUUUCUGAUUAAAACCCAGGAAUGGCUGCCUCGCGCUCUCGGCGCAACAAUGCCGGCAACAAAAUAGCCCAUUUACUAAACGAAGAGGAGGAAGACGACUUUUACAAAACGUCCUAUGGCGGAUUUCAGGACGAAGAAGAGGACAACGAAUAUGAACAAAAAGACGAAGAGGAGGAUGUGGUGGACUCGGACUUCAGUAUCGACGAGCAGGAUGAGCUUGUGUCGGAUCAGGAAGAGGCGCCCGAAAAGAAGCGGAAACGCGGAGGCGUCAACACAAAGGCAUACAAGGAAACCAAGCCGGCGGCCAAGAAGGAAACAAAAGCCGUACCCGCCUUGCACAAAAAACGAGGCGGUGGUGGUGUUACGAAGCGUCGGGUUAGGCCCCGAUUCACGGUUCUUGACUCCGGCCGCAAAUCCAUACGCACUUCCACGGCCAUCAAGACACAGGCUACCAAAAUCCGACUCAAGGAGAUGGACGAUGCCCGCAAGCGCAAGAAGAAGAAGGUGCGUGUGGAGGACUAUAUGCCCACUCAGGAGGAGCUGCUGGAGGAGGCCAAAAUAACGGAAGAGGAGAACAUUAAAUCUCUGGAAAAGUUUCAGAAAAUGGAGCUGGAAAAGAAGAAAUCGCGACCCACUAAGCGCACGUUUACAGGGCCCACGAUACGAUAUCAUUCACUGACCAUGCCCGCUAUGCGAAAGCCCACUCGAGGAGCCAAUCUUCUUGUCGAUUCAAAGGAUACCGCCGGAAAGUGUGAGCGGACAUUCGUCACUGUAGAGAACGAUUUCAACGACAAGGUGUUCCAGAACAUCUUCCGCCACAAGCCGGCCCCCAAAGUCAGCAAUGGCAUCUGUCCGAUCACCAGACUGCCAGCCCGCUACUUCGAUCCGGUCACCCAGCAGCCGUACUACAGUAUCCAGGCCUUCAAGAUCCUGCGCGAGGCCUACUACAUGCAGCUGGAGCAGCAGGGUGGCAGCAGUGACCAGCCCGAGUUGGCCAAGUGGCUGGAAUGGCGCAAACUGGUCAAGGAGAAUCGCCUCAAGGUUUCAGCAGCUGCCAGCAAAAACGGGGACCAGAACUAGAAGUGGUACCAAUUUAAUAGUUUGUUUAGUUAUAUAUAAAUCGAAUAAAAAUGGAAGCACAAGAAAAACCACAACAACCCGACCAUUUGAUAUCUUAACAAGUUUAUCUUUAAGUAAUUACAAGCAAUUUUAGUGCAGUUGUAACAAAUAUGAAUAUGUUAUAAAUAUUUGUUAGUCAAACAUUGAAACCGUUAAGCAAUGUUUACUUAGCAGAUUUUUAAAAAUAUAUUUAUGUAAGUACUAAUAAGUUUUGUGAACAUGGCUCAGUACACAGGUUUUCCCAAAACUUAAUCUUAAAAAAGUUAUUUAUAAUCAAGGCACAGUCUGUUUUGUUGGAAGAGUAAGAACCUAAAACAAUGUACUAUUAUCAGCAGCAUCCGGUUUAUUGACUUAGCAAGA